Messenger RNA from Anopheles funestus (African malaria mosquito), 1235 nucleotides. RefSeq lists its product as uncharacterized. NCBI's taxonomy places the organism in Eukaryota, Metazoa, Arthropoda, Insecta, Diptera, Culicidae. Bases 76 to 633 code for a protein of 185 amino acids. The record is from RefSeq and is a predicted model, not a curated record. The transcript is spliced from 3 exons.
CGUACUAUAAAAGAACAUGUACUUAGUCGUUAAGCAAUAGUCUGUGUAAAUAAGUUGUAGUUUGAAAGUAUAACAAUGCUUGCAGUACUUUUAUUUUUAUCGUGCCUUUCUGCAAGUCUAGCGGAAACGUCGAACGAAGAAAAUGUGCAAUGUUUCGAGGAAAUUAAAGAAUUCUUUAAUCUUGCAUUUGAUACGCUGGUUUUGCAAUCUGUAGAACUAUUUGGGCCAGAAAAAAUAGAAACUAUGAUAGCAAACCUGGCAACCAAAUCACCUUAUGCUCGUAUGCAAACGCAGCAGAGCUGGAGUUCAGAAUCCUCCUCAGAAUCAUCCUCAGAAUCAUUUGAGCAAAUUUCCAAUCAUGCAGCCCAAAAAAUGGCUGCGUUGUUGGGAAAGUUGGACUUUCUAAUACAAAACAUUAACCACACUAUUUCCGCCUCCUCGUGUGUCAAGCAUUUACAAUCAAUGGAUGGUGCCAAACUACAACAACAGCUAGCUUUUAGCUGUGAAACUUCUCCUCUGGUAUGUUUCGUAUUCCGGGUACUGCACUGGAUGUAUGUAGAACCUACGUACGAGAUUCUACAAGUAUUACGCCAUUGGAUACAGAUACAAUUCGUCAACAAUGGUAUGACCUAAAAGUCAAUGUCCAAUCGCAAUGUACAAGCUGUAUAUUAGAUUGGGUUUUAACUGCCUGUUUCAGAUUAGAUACAGCUUCGUUAUCGACGGUAGGCCCUCUGCUGCCGGAAAAAGUAGUCCCGACCCCGACAAUACCGUGACACCUGAGCAGAUAUCGGUGCGCACCUGAGAAGAUAAGCACCAAUUCUUGUAGGUGACGGGAGAUUUGCGCACAUGAUUGAAUGUCGGGACUACAAACUGAGUUUUAUUUGAAUGGUUGAAUGAGAUCUGACAAAUGCGUUUCUUGAAUCAUAUCUUGACAAAUAACUGCGCAAGAACAAUUAUGAAAUGGAUGAUGGAAAUGCCAACAAAAAAGAAUCCCACUUACAACUUUCAACGCCAAACAUAAUAAAGAAGCCUCAACUGAUAGUAAUUCUGUGCUGUAAUUGUAGUAUUUUUAGUUUUAAUCUUCUCGUCUUUUGUGGUAACUUUUCAAUCGUGAUGAAUCUGUUCCCACGCAUUUAUCUGCAUACUUCAUCUUUUUUUGUUGAAACGAACACUCUCGAAGCGCUAGAAAAGCCACCGACACCCAAACUGCUGUACAACUGUAACAAACCAAGCCC